AUGGCAAGAGACAAACCGGAGUCGUUGAAGGUUGAGGUGCUACCACCAUCGAUUUUAACUCACCCUACCACAUUCACUCAUUUGAAUACCCCCAAACAGAUGCAUGUAAAUGAUACCCUUACCGACAAGAUCUACAAUGAUUGGGCUCAAGAGAUGAAAAAUUUUCUCUUUGCCAAAAAUAAGAUUGGAUUCAUUGACGGGACGAUCAGCAGACCGGAAGCAAAGUCAAAGAUCUACAUGAAAUGGAUGCGUUGUGAUUCCAUGAUAAAAGGAUGGUUGACCACCGCCAUGGACAAGGACAUCAGAUCUAGUGUGAAAUACGCAAACACAACCAACCAAAUCUACAGUGAUCUUGAUAGAGGUUUGGAAAAGAAAGUGCGCCCAGAGCCUACGAACUAA
Lactuca sativa (garden lettuce) is the source of this 399-nucleotide messenger RNA. The record is from RefSeq and is a predicted model, not a curated record. Lineage: Eukaryota; Viridiplantae; Streptophyta; Magnoliopsida; Asterales; Asteraceae.